AUGCGUCACUGUUUAAAUGCUAUUGCUAAGGAUAUUCAGUUAGCACUUUUCAAAGUAUUUCCUAAGGUUCCUGAAAUAAAGGCAAAUGCAGAAGAUAUUGCAGAUAUCUAUGAUAAUUUGAAAAAUAAUGAAUAUUUAAAAGAUUAUAAUGAUACCAUCAAAGAAGAGACUCAAGAACCUUAUUCUGAAUCUGAAGAUACUA
Messenger RNA from Funneliformis caledonium, 202 nucleotides. The record is from the annotation of a GenBank genome assembly. Lineage: Eukaryota; Fungi; Glomeromycota; Glomeromycetes; Glomerales; Glomeraceae.